Osmia lignaria (orchard mason bee) is the source of this 3313-nucleotide messenger RNA. RefSeq names its product prostaglandin E2 receptor EP3 subtype. The record is from RefSeq and is a predicted model, not a curated record. Gene Ontology annotation, cellular component: plasma membrane. Gene Ontology annotation, biological process: positive regulation of cytosolic calcium ion concentration; adenylate cyclase-activating G protein-coupled receptor signaling pathway; inflammatory response. Lineage: Eukaryota; Metazoa; Arthropoda; Insecta; Hymenoptera; Megachilidae. Gene Ontology annotation, molecular function: G protein-coupled receptor activity.
CGCGGUCGAAGGAGUCAGUGAAGGUGUUUUCUCUUCGCUCUCGUAUCUUCAAACCUUCUUCAUGAUCGUAGAUUCACAUCGUUAAUUCUCCGACGAUAUUUUCCAACGAGAAGAACGUGUUGAGCUAUCGGGAAGAACGACGAUCUCCAUCGGAUCGAGUUGCUCGAGGUUCGAAAGAAAUUGAGAAACACUCAAUCAAUUUCGUCGACAGUCGAUCAAGUCGAUAAAAUAAUUUAUUAAAGACGCGUUUUUUUUCUUACCAUUAAAAAUAUCUUAAUUCCUGACUUCGAAGAAGGUCUAUGAAGUGCAGUUUCUUCGUUUCGUUCAAAUAUCCCCAAUUGUACACCCAGUUGAAAAGAUCGGUCGAGCAGUAAACUCGUCUCCGUGAAGCAACAAGUUUCCCAGGGAAAGUUCGUCUUCAGCAAAAAUCAAUUUCAACUAGACGAGUGCAUUCGUUGCACCAACUGUAACCUACUGCACGCGCAAGCUGGAUUGAAUAAGGGCCGUAGGGACUGCAGGUAGUCAUACAAAAGGGUCCAGCUACAACGUUGUCAAGUCUCACGAGAAACUCUACGAGUGUAGGCCCUAAAAGCAACAGCGCUCGUUAACACGUAAGGGGGCGAUGCGAUAAUAGGGCACCGAAAGUGUAUAUACGAUAGCCUGCAACGACACAAGCUGGAAACGCUUCCAGACAAUGAUGAUGCACUAACAGGAAACUUCUGACUUGUUUUCAAUAGCCGUUAUUCGCAUAGAAGAAAAGCAAGAUAAAGGGUUUAAGAGAAACUACGAUUGCUCAAGAACAAUGAUACCGAGAUUGUGAAUACGACUGAAUAAUCCGUAAUAAAUAAUGAGGUCUCUGAAUCGUUGCAUGAUUGAUCGAGUUACGGAAACUUCCGUUUGAAAUAAAUCGCGAAACGCGUUCGUAUUUUUGCGGGACAUUCGAUUCUGAUCGAACAGCGUAUCGUUUUAGAGAUUUUUCUUCUUUGACGUUGUUACGAAACCCGUAGAAAAUGUCGCUCACCUCGACAGAAGAUUGGAAUGAAACCUUGUCGACGAUGGUAUUAAACUCGACCAUGAUGGUACCUAAUGUUACCGUAAAUUCAACGAAGAGACACGUGACUUUCGCUACUCAGGUGGUGCUCACCCUUGUAUACAUGACCGGUGUGAUCGGCAAUAUAUCCGCUCUAGUCAUUUUGUUUCACCGUGAUAAGAGGAGAAAUCGGAAACACUUGCUGAUGCUUCGUUGCCUGGCGAUCAACGAUUUGGUUGCUUUGUUAGGGAUGUUGGUUCAGAUGUAUAUCACGAUUUAUGUUGGCAGCGUGAUGUCUACGAGAGGAUUUUGCUCCCUUCGCGUGGUGUGGAGGCUAUUUGGCUUAUUCAGUGGUUGUGUCGCCAUUGUGAUGGCUGCGGAAAGGUGGCUAGCCUUGACCAGACCCUUCGUUUAUCAGAAACAGGUGACGUAUCCGGUAAUAGUACGUUGCAUGCUGGUGCUUUGGCUGGUAGCUUUGGCACUGACAAGCUUUCCAGUUUUGGGUUUUGGUGUAUAUUACAAAGGUGAAAAAUGCGUACGAUACAGAGAGGCCACCGAACCAGCCGACAUAGCUUACGCCUACGUUUGGUUCGUUUUCGGUACCAUUCUCUGUCUGUCGAUAGUCUGGUGCAAUUUGGCCGUUUCCAGAGCACUUAGCAGACUGAGUCGCAAAGCUGGUGCUUUACGACGCGUAACGAGAUCCUCCUCAAGAGCGAAACCACUUCUGACGGUGGCAGGACCACCGACGGAAGUCGUCACCACCGCUGAAGAAAGAGCGUUCGCGAGAUUGAUGGCCGUCCUAUCAAUAUCGUUCGUCAUUUGUUGGAUGCCACAAAUGAUUUCCAUUCCACUGGCUCAGUUCUCGAUGCAGUUACCUCAGAAGGCGAUGUUGGCGCGAAAAUUAAUUCGUAUGUUCCACGUGGCAGCCGACAUCCUUCUUUGCAUUCAUUUCACCCUGGACCCGUACAUCUACGUAUUACUAAGAAUGUCACGACCAAGAUUUCGGAUUCUGAAACCUUUCUGCAAGAUCUGCUGGCCAGCCAGAAGCCGAUCGAAUUCGUUCAACGGUACUACAGACCAUCAGGGCAGCAGUGGUGAUCCGUCGACUCCGAUCACCGAGGCACCCUCCACACCUGUUAGCGAGGAGCGUGAUCCUCAAUUAGUGGCGGUGUCUGUUUGAGACAGGCUUCAGCGAACGAUCUUCCUAAAACGGCUCAACAGCCAAGACACUGGCCAAAAUUGAGCCGUCCAUAUUUUAAGAACCAUGGAAGAUCUUCGCUGCUACACGAUGCGCUGCGAAACAAUUUGAUCGAACGACGACACUCGAAUGUGUUAAUUAGCACGAUCAUCGUGUGAAAUUUCGAAGAAUCGAACGAUCGUUACCGUGUUUCAGGCUCGAAGCUUGAACCCGAUGAGCAGAGAUUGAUACCUCGCUGAUUUUCGUGUACAAUUUGUACGAGGAUGUUCAAAUCUUUUCUUUCUAAUAUCUUAUUCUCCUUUCGUAUAUCUUAACUAAUCAGAUAUUAUUAUUCUAACAAGGUCUUUCAAAGAUUAAUUGAAACUCUAAUUAGACUACACGAAAAUGUUACAGAGAUUGAGGUUUUUAUAGAAAUGUAGAGAGGAGAGGAGCAAUCAGCAUUCCAAAUGAUUAUUCUCGCACCUGGUGCGUGUAUAUUGUUUUUGUUAACUUGUAUAACUUCCAAAGAAUGUUAAAAAUUAAUGUGUUUGUUAAAAUACGGAGAACUCUACUCGUUUGCGAUCCGCAAGUGAGGGUGAGUAUUGAUCCUUCGCUGGAUUCUCAAAUUGAAAAAAUGAAAAAAAAAAAAGGAUAUUCGUAUUGUUGUAAUCAAAAAUGGCCUAAUGUUUAUCGAUAAUUGCGUGUGUACACUGUAUCGCAAGUUUCGACACACACUUCUGUCACCGUUGCGUAAAUGUAUGUCUAGUCAAUAAAUUAAUGCAAGCGUGCAACAGUUAUAAACGAUCAAUGCACAAUUACCAAAGUAUUCGAUGCUUAAAGCGUGUUUCGAACGUACAAUUGUACUUUCUCGAAUAGAAUUUAAGAAAGAGACGCGUGCAUCUAUUUUUUUUUGUUCUCUCUUGAAAAUAUACAAUUAUGGUAACAUCUAUAUAUAUGUACAGAUAGAGUUAUCAAACAAUUGCAUACUUAACAACGAUUGUUCUAAGUUACUUUACGACCGGUGUAAUUCAUAGUCAUACAUUAUUUACCGUAUAUUGUAUCGAUGUAAUGAUACUAAUAAAUUGUAAUCAGUUUUCUUAAGCAAA